This is a messenger RNA of Microcebus murinus (gray mouse lemur), 1320 nucleotides long. It is a transcript of the gene CYB5R3, whose product is annotated as cytochrome b5 reductase 3. Gene Ontology annotation, molecular function: oxidoreductase activity; FAD binding. The record is from RefSeq and is a predicted model, not a curated record. NCBI's taxonomy places the organism in Eukaryota, Metazoa, Chordata, Mammalia, Primates, Cheirogaleidae. Gene Ontology annotation, cellular component: mitochondrion.
UGACGCGAGCGGGCGGCCCGGCUGUCUCGGCGGCGGUGGCGGCGGCAGCGGAGCGAGCACGGCGCGGCGCCACCAUGGGGGCCCAGCUGAGCACGUUGGGCCAUGUGGUGCUCUCCCCAGUCUGGUUCCUGUACAGCCUGCUCAUGAAGCUGUUCCAGCGCUCCUCGCCCGCCAUCACCCUCGAGAGCCCGGACAUCAAGUACCCGCUGCGGCUCGUGGACAAGGAGAUCAUCAGCCAUGAUACGCGGCGCUUCCGCUUCGCCCUGCCGACGCCCCAGCACAUCCUGGGCCUCCCUGUCGGCCAACACAUCUACCUCUCAGCUCGAAUCGACGGAAACCUGGUCAUUCGGCCCUACACGCCCGUCUCCAGCGAUGAUGACAAGGGCUUCGUGGACCUGGUCAUCAAGGUUUACUUCAAGAACACCCAUCCCAAGUUCCCCGCCGGAGGGAAGAUGUCUCAGUACCUGGAAAGCAUGCAGAUGGGAGACACCAUUGACUUCCGGGGCCCGAACGGGCUGCUGAUCUACCAGGGCAGAGGGAAGUUCGCCAUCCGUCCCGACAAGAAAUCCGACCCCGUCAUCAAGACAGUGAAGUCUGUCGGCAUGAUCGCAGGAGGGACAGGCAUCACCCCAAUGCUGCAGGUGAUCCGCGCCAUCAUGAAAGACCCAGACGACCACACCGUGUGCCACCUGCUCUUUGCCAACCAGACCGAGAAGGACAUUCUGCUGCGGCCCGAGCUGGAGGAGCUGAGGAAUGAGCACUCUGCCCGCUUCAAGCUCUGGUACACGGUGGACAAAGCCCCUGAAGCCUGGGACUACAGCGAGGGCUUCGUGAACGAGGAGAUGAUCCGGGACCACCUUCCGCCUCCGGAGGAGGAGCCGCUCGUGCUGAUGUGCGGGCCCCCGCCCAUGAUCCAGUUCGCCUGCCUGCCCAACCUGGAGCGCGUGGGCCACCCCAAGGAGCGCUGCUUCACCUUCUGAGGGCCGGCGCGGGCUGCACACGCCCACCGGCCCGCGUACGCACCUCGCCCUGUCCACGCCCGCGCCGUCGCCACCCCCCUCUGCCCCAUCUCGCGCUGGGGCCCGGCUUCAGCCUGGCCUGGCCGCGCCCUGGUGACGGCCCGCUGAGCUGGCCCCAAGGGGCCCCUUUGGGCGCAGGGUUCUGUUUCCCGUGGGCCACAGCUGAACCUCCAGGGUAGGUUCCUGUCCAGCACUUGCUGGUUCCUACCAGAGGUGCCCAGCCCAGCCCUGUCCCCCAACCCGGCACCCACACUACAAGAGGAGGGCUGCCAGCUCCACGCUGCCGUCACCCCUCGGGGCG